Rhipicephalus sanguineus (brown dog tick) is the source of this 1214-nucleotide messenger RNA. RefSeq names its product aspartate dehydrogenase domain-containing protein. The record is from RefSeq and is a predicted model, not a curated record. Lineage: Eukaryota; Metazoa; Arthropoda; Arachnida; Ixodida; Ixodidae. Gene Ontology annotation, molecular function: NADP binding; L-aspartate dehydrogenase [NAD(P)+] activity. Gene Ontology annotation, biological process: NAD+ biosynthetic process. Bases 261 to 1094 code for a protein of 277 amino acids. The transcript is spliced from 5 exons.
UGGUUUUGAAUGAUAACUGGCUGAAACCAACCGUCUUGUAUGUGUAUAUCAUAUGAACUGCCACCCGCCUCAACGCCAGUACUAUCACUGAGGAGGAUACACAGACGCUGUUGAUCGUCCUCGACGUUGUCCUUGCGGUGGGCGUGCAUCCGAUGCACGGAACAGCAAAGGGCGGGAGAGGCAAUUGCACGCGUGAUUAGCGCGGGUCACGACGAUAAGGCGACGUCGGCUGGCCGUCGUAUUCUACCAUUCGUGGCGAUAUGCGUCGGCGUGUGGGCAUCGUAGGCUUCGGCCAGCUGGGCCAGUUCCUGGCCGCCGAAGUGCAGCGGCGACCGGAGUCGCUCGAGCUCGCCUUCGUCUGGAGCCGGGGCCGAGUGGUGCACGGGCUACCCCCGCACCUGGUGCUCGAGGACCUGGCGUUGGCCGCCACCCGGCAUCCGGACCUGGUGGUCGAGGUGGCCCAUCCAUCUCUGGUUCGCACUCAUGGCGAGCAGCUUCUGCGCCACUGCGACCUCCUCGUGGGUUCGCCCACGGCGUUCGCAGAGCCGGACGUCGAGGCUCGGCUGCGUGCCGCGGCCAGCCGCCACGCGCUGUUCGUGCCGUGCGGCGCGCUCUGGGGCCUGCACGACAUCCGGGCGCUGGCAGACCGCGGUCAGCUGGCCGAGUUGACGGUCACCAUGACCAAGCACCCAUCGGCACUGAGGCUGGCCGACGCCGAGAUGCGCGUCCGCUGCGACCGAGCGGCACUCGGAACGCAGGCUGUCACGCUCUACGACGGACCCGUGCGAAGCCUCUGUCCGAUGGCACCGAACAACGUGAACAGCAUGGCGGCCGCGGCGAUGGCGGCACACACGCUGGGUUUCGACGGCGUCCGGGGCCGGCUGGUGGCCGACCCGGGCUUGGCCGACUUCCACAGCCUCGAGCUGGAUGUGGUGGGACCCAGCGAGACCGACGGGAGGGCGUUCCGGGUCCGCACGCUGCGCAUGAACCCCUCUGAUCGGGGGGCCGUCACGGCGAGCGCCACCUACGGAGCUUUCCUCGGAAGCAUGCUCGAGGCCGCCAAGGGUCGCGAACCGGGAGUUCACUUCUGCUGAAGCCGUCCAAUGUAGACAAAGAACCUGUUGCAGCUCUGGCAUGAAGCGCCCGUCUUGCUUGUGGUUUUGUCCUACGAAUACAUCAUUUUGUGCAUGUUUACAUAAACGGACCCACAGAUG